Anastrepha ludens (Mexican fruit fly) is the source of this 3699-nucleotide messenger RNA. RefSeq names its product probable GDP-L-fucose synthase (gene Gmer). The transcript is spliced from 4 exons. The record is from RefSeq and is a predicted model, not a curated record. The coding region runs from base 73 to 1035 and encodes 320 amino acids. Lineage: Eukaryota; Metazoa; Arthropoda; Insecta; Diptera; Tephritidae. Gene Ontology annotation, molecular function: GDP-L-fucose synthase activity. Gene Ontology annotation, biological process: nucleotide-sugar biosynthetic process.
UUCUUGUUGCUGAUUGUCAUUCAUAAGGCAUAUUCGCCUUGUUUGCCAUUAUUAUUAAAAUAGUGAAAGGAAAUGAAGAAAGUUUUGGUAACAGGCGGUACUGGGUUAGUGGGAAAUGCCCUCAAGACUAUUGUAAACGAAGACUCACUGGAAGGGGAAUGGAUUUUUGUUGGAACUAAAGAUGCCGACUUGACCGAUAGCAACUCCACUCGUGCCCUUUUCGAUCGAGUACAACCUACUCAUGUCGUGCAUUUAGCAGCAAUGGUGGGUGGGCUUUUCCAUAAUAUGAACAACAACCUGGAUUUUCUGCGUAAAAACCUGCAAAUAAAUGACAACGUGCUACAAAAUGCAUACGAGCAUGGUUGCGUUAAAGUAAUUUCUUGCCUUUCUACAUGCAUUUUUCCGGACAAAACCAGUUACCCUAUCGACGAGACCAUGGUUCAUAAUGGCCCUCCUCAUCCUUCGAAUUAUGGAUACUCAUAUUCGAAGAGACUUAUCGAUGUACAGAAUCACGCAUAUCACGACAAACAUGGUUGUAUGUUCACAUCAGUUAUUCCGUGCAAUAUUUUUGGACCUCAUGAUAACUUUAAACAAGAAGUUAGCCACGUCAUUCCAGGCAUGAUAAACCGUAUGCAUCAACUCAUUGAUGAAAAUAAAGGCCUGCCGGAGGACAGGAAAGAGUUUGUUGUAUACGGGACCGGAAAACCCCUACGUCAGUUUAUAUAUUCCUUAGACUUAGCUAAAUUAAUAAUUUGGGCUUUGGUCAAUUAUGAGAGUGUGGAGCCUCUGAUUUUAAGUGUAGAUGAAGAAAAUGAAGUGACUAUUUUUGAAGCUGCAGAAGCUGUCGCAAAAGCGUUUGAUUUUAAGGGGAAAUUAAUUUGUGAUACCAGUAAAGCUGAUGGUCAAUAUAAAAAAACCGCUUCUAACCGGAAGUUACGCAGUCUGUUGCCAAAUUUCCAAUUCACUGCGUUUGAGGAUGCCGUUAAAACCUCUGUGAAAUGGUACAUUGAAAAUAUAGACAAUGUAAGAAAGUAAUUUGAUUUAUUUCUGGGACUAAAGCUGACGGCUUUGCUCAACUCGAUAAGAUUAAUUUAAUUGUGAAGCUCUAUGCUCACUAACCAAUUAUUAUUUCCUCCAGACCAGUUACAUUUUUUUUAAUAAAACGUAGACUUAUGGAACGGAAUAAUAAGCAUUCCAAAAUGGUGUAGAGGGAUCGUAAUGUGAUUAAUAAGGAAACGAACGUUAAAAGGAAAACAUCUUAAAGUUAAUAUGAACUUAAAUUACCAAAGAUAAAAAUAAAUUAAAAAGCAGAGUUCGAAAAUUCGUAAAAUUCCUACUUUGACACUGGAAAAUUAACAAAAAAGAACUCGAGAUCUCAUUAAAUUCUCUAAGUGCGCGGAGGAGCAUUACGCGUAUAAUUCGUGAAAUGGAGAUGAAAUCGGUAAGUGUUACGUAGAGUUCUACUAGGGUUAUGAAGGUGAAUGCUUCGUUGUUGUUGUAGCAGUAAUAAUCGUAACAGAGAUCAACGAUUCCUCCUUUAAUUACGCUAAAACCAAUAUUUAAAGAGAUGCCAAAGUUACCGCAGCAGCGAAUGAGCGCAUUAAUAUCCGAUUGCAGCCCAGAACGCCCUCUACAUUUCUAAUUGCAGAAAGUAUUUUCGAAUCAUUGGCAUAUAGAAGAAAAUUGUCAAACGAAAAAUAGGCAACAAUAUCAUUACUAAAUAAAUCGAAGAGGUCUACUCUACUAUCCUAAAGAGUUGUCUUGUGGAACCCGUGAAGAUACAUUUAAAGGUACCGAUCAUUCUCCCCCAAUCAUUACCACACCUCGUCUAUUGGAUUAAUAAGAAUUUAAGCAUUGAAAGAUAGCAGAAGGAAAACCGAGCGAGGCUAAUUUACUAAUAUAGAAUUGUGUGAGAAACUAUCAAAUGUUUUAGAAAAGUUUCUGUAAAAAUAGUCGAUUCGAAAUACUUCAGCAAAGGUUGAAAAACAAUAUUCACCAAAUACAGGUCGGUUGGAAACUGUAUACGCACCAGUGACAAAUCCAUGCCUGUUAUGAUUUCGUCGGAAAGUUUGGAUAUAAAAGAAUGGUUCGAAAUCGGCCUAUAUUUGCACACAUCGUUAUUUUUGCCACGUUUGAGAAUUGGGGUAGUAGUGAUUGCAAAUCAUCGAUAGAAACUCUAGAGGACAAAGAUUUAUUAAAAAUUAGUUUGGGAGGAGUAACAAUGGGCAGACAAUUUUUGAGAAAAAUUGCGGAAAGCCCAUCCUUAUUUGUCUGCGUAAACGUUUUUAUACCCUAUUUCCAUUCUCGUAAGUCCGAAGAAGCAAGGUUUAAAUAGAUAAAAUUCAACAAUGAAAGUUGGAAGAAGAAAUCGGCAAGCAAAUGGGCUGCAUAUUUAUCAACGAAAUGAACCUUAGAAUGCACUCCAGAGCUGGACUUCUAGAAUUCAGAAAUUGCCAAAGGCUUUAGGAUUGUACUAAAUAUUCACUUCAAUCCCAAGAAUUUAGUUCCUGCACAGAAAAUUAUUUAAGAAGUUGAGUUUUUUUUUUUAAAUUUUGAUAUUUUGAUAGUUUGAUUUUUAGAUUUUGGAAAUUGUUUGUAGAGUUUAAGUUUAAGUUGUUAAAGUUCAUAAGUGCCAGGAAGGAUGAAGGGUUAAAAGGUUUUUAAUUUAUGGCACAAUUUCGAUAAAGAUUUCAAGCAACUGAGUUUGACGGCAGAAUAGCACUAAUCAACAUCCAACCCAGAAAACAAAGAUUUCCAAGUGGUGUCAUGUAAAAUGCUAUUCGGCCUAGAAAAGUCACAAGAGAAGAAAUUGAAAGCAAAUUCUUAAUAAAUUUUGUUUAUUACUACUAGUAUGUAACCUCCGAAAAUCGGGUGGCGCUUCAACGUAAAAGGAAGUGUGGUUUCGCUCGGCUGCAAAUUUAUACGAGGCAAUAGAAAUCGCCUUCCCUGAGCCUCUCCGCAUAACACUUCCGCGUGCAAACAAUUCGGAUGCAUUUGUUUUAUGAUAAGUCGUGUGCCAUUCACCAAUCCUUCUGCUGGGCUUAAAUUGCGAAUCAACAUUAUCACUGUUCCAAUUUUCAAUUGAAGUUUAUGCGGCGGAGUUCCGCUAAAAUUGAGGGAGUGUAAAAAUUCCACAGGGAAUCUUACCUGAUCUUGUGAAGCAGUCGUAUCAGCGCUGAGAUAUGGCGCUCUUGACCAGGUAACAUAUCGACUAUACUCGAGUUUAUGAUUGCACAUUGAUAAUUUUUUGGACAUAAUAUGGCUCGGUCUUUUAAAUUAUCGAUUUCUAUUAUUCCAUUAUUUGGUUGGAACACCCAGUCAAUGAGGUUUCCGUUUUUUAAAAGAAUUUGAUCAGGAAUUUUUACUCUUGAUUCAUUGUCUUGCCCUUCGCCGUGUCCUAUGCGCAAAAGAACAUUACAAUAGUCAGGUUCUUGACUACGCAUAUUGAUUGUGAGCUUAAAUGAUUUAAAAAAUUUCCACAAAGCGCAACGCUUCAAACAAUUACCAACUAUCCCAGUUCACGCACUUCUCGGUACCACAGGCAAAAGUGCCUAAAGUCUCCACCCACAAUAAUAAUUUUCCUACCAAAAGGCGUCUCAUUUUGGUGAAUAUCGCGCAAAAGACGAUCUAAACGCAACAAAGCUCUGCCAGGUACCAUGCUAGCUUCAUCCCAAAUAAUAGCUUUUGCUGCCUUUAAUC